AUGUUUGAUUGGAUUUUUCCAUCCGUUUUAAUGCAAAAUGUUUCUUCAAAAAAAAAACAAGGAACACAACUUCGAAUACUUGAUGUUCAACAAUUGGAUCAUAUGUAUUCUCUCUCACAUCCAGUUAUAGCAUGUCAAGAAACAAUUGCUCAUCUUCAGAGAACAAAGGUCAUGUUUCUAAUGCGUGGACUUCCUGGUUCAGGAAAAUCAACAUUAGUAAAUAUCCUAAAACGAAUCUAUUGCAAAUCAUUUAUUGUUUGUUCGGCUGAUAAUUAUUUUAUUGAUAGUAAUGGUGUUUAUAAUUUCAAUCGAGAUAAAAUUGGUGUUGCACAUCAAGUUUGUCAACAACAAGCUGAAGAUGCUUGCAAAAAAAAUAUUCUUGCAAUAAUUAUUGAUAAUACAAAUAUUCGUAUGGAUGAAUGUAGACCAUAUCUUCAGAAAGCAUCUAAUUAUGGUUAUAUUGUGAUUGUUGUUGAACCACGAACAAACUGGAAACGUGAUCCAAAUGUUUUAAUGGAACGAAAUACACAUCAAGUUCCAUUAGAUGUAAUACAAGGACGUCUUCGUCAAUUUAAUCCACUUACUCCAUUCUAUUUUGGUUUAUUUCUUAAUCAUGAACAAUCAACAUAUGUUCUUCAAGAAGCUUAUGAUUAUUAUCAACAAGCGUUACAAACAUUUCCACAAUUAAAACGAGAUUUGGAGCGAAUUAGUCGAGAUAAAAAUAUAUCGGUGAAUGGUUUAUUAAGUCGAUCAAAUAUGAGUGUUCAACCGAAAAUUCUUCAUUGUACUGUAAAAUUCAUUGGAAAAAAUACAGAUCAAAGUCGAAAUGAAUAUACAAAUUAUGCUGCCAAUCGUUUAGUUUCACAUUUACUUGGAAAAGUAUGUCCAGGUUAUAUUGUUGGAUUUACUAUUACACCACGUACUUUAGGUGCACGUCUUCUUUUUCCAAAUCGUAAUGUUUGGUCAAUUUGGGGUCAAGAUGAUAAUGAAUCACCCAAAAAAGAAUCACCAUCCCAUACUAAUAAUAAUAAUUAUGAUAAUAAUAGUAGUAAUAAUAAUAAAAAACAACGUCCAUUUCAUCGUAAUAAUAAAUCGAAAAUAACCACCACUGAUAAUUUCAAUACUAAUGAUGACGAAAAUGCAUCAAUGGUCAGAUCAGUCGAUGAUGUACUUUUAGUUGAUAAAAUCAUUCCAACAAAUGAAUCUGAACAAAUAUCAUUUCUUCAUCCAACAUUUGGUUUUCUUUCUCGUGCUCAUUUAACAUGUGGUGUUGCACCAGAUAUAAGUGCAUCACAAACAGGUCAUGAUAUGACUGAAAUGAUUAAAAAAGAAAGUGAUAGUAUUCAUAGAAAUACUCCUACACCUGAAAGUAAUGAUGAACGAACAGUAAUGAAAUUCUUUGGUGAGGGACAUUGUAUUGUUUAUUUAAAAGAACCAAUUCCAAUUGACACUGUUUUUACUGGUUGUUUUCAUUAA
Adineta steineri is the source of this 1476-nucleotide messenger RNA. Lineage: Eukaryota; Metazoa; Rotifera; Eurotatoria; Adinetida; Adinetidae. The record is from the annotation of a GenBank genome assembly.